UAGUGGCGUCAGCGUGACUGCCUGCGUCAGCCUGCCCUGCCAGCCCCUGCCAGCCAGUGAACGCCGCCACUGGAGCUGCCGUAUACCCUGCAGAGAGCCUUGUUUGUGUGUGUGUGUGUGUGUGUGCGUGCAAGUGCAAGUGCAUGAGCGUACGCAGAUGGGAAAGCAACUGAGUCAGGGAGGGCUGCCUCUCAUCCCCCCGCUGUUACCACCAUCCUUCACUCUCCCUCCUCUCCGCCUCUGCUGCCAUGGAGCUCCAGCAGGCUGAAUCACAGCAGCGUCUGCACAAAGGGCUGAGCAGGUAGAUGUGCACGUGGUGCUCCACCCCGGCCCGUAUGGAGUGUGUGUGGCUGAGGAGGUGGGCACCGGGCUCCGCUGUCGUGCUCCUUCACACACUGGCCUUAUCCUGGACAGGUGCGAUUGAGCCCGCCCCCAAAAUCGAUGGACGGCACCGGGCAGCGGUGACGCUGCAGGAGAACGCGACGCACCGGUUCCACUGCCACUCAGACGGCUGGGAUCCCCGUGCUCCCCCUUUGCUGACCUGGUACCUGAACGGGCAGCAGCAGGGGGCGCCGCCACCCAACCGCGGGCGCCUGGUGAUGACGUCGCAGGGAGACGCCGAGGUCGUGAGACCGGGCACCAAUCGCAGCAGCAGCAGCAGCAGCACCUUCUCGCUGCAGGCCAGGAAGUGGGACAGGGAGCUGGUGUGUGUAGCGUCAAACCCUCGGACAGGGGAGAGCUACAACGCCACCGUCACACUCAAUGUCCAGUUCCAGCCAGAGAUCCUCGGGUUGAACGCCCACUACAGUGACGCCCCAGACCCCGGCCUCUCGCUGGUCCUCUUCGCCCUGGUGCGGUCCAACCCGCCGGCCACCAUCACCUUCGUGGACCAGUCGGGCCAGCUGGUGGCCAACGCCUCCGACUUGCUCAUCCUGGACUCGCGCAGCUACCCCUGGCUGACCAAUCACACGCUGAGGGUGACGCUCAGUAGCCUGUCGGGGAACGUCUCGCUGAACGCCAGCAACAGUGUGGGAACAGUGCAGAACAACCUCACACUGGCAGAGUUCCUGCAGUCUCGAGUGGAGGUGCCCAUGCUGGGAAUAGUGACUGGGGGAGCCAUGGCCUUCAUGGCCCUCCUCAUCCUCAGUCUGAUAGUUCUGUGCCUCAUGCAAAAAAACAAAAGCAAGUCCUUUGACGAGCCAGUGGAGAUUCUGAUGACCAAGAAAAGUUACUCUGCCAUUCUGAAGGUGGCGGAGAAAGCUGAUAAGACCUACAUCCCAAGAGAGAACAUGUCUCUGCCUUCCAACAUGCAGCUCAACGACCUCAGCACUUUGAGAAGAGCCCGCGAGGCGGCCCAGCACAACAGUGUGGGAGAGGAGAAGAAGGUGGAAGAGGAGGAGGAAGAUCUGUCUUUAGCCUACGCCGCCAGAGGUUUUGCCAGAUAUCCGAUGGUGGGCUACAUCUACAAGGCCAAUAGCACAAGCAGUGAGGAGAUCUGGCUCUGACUUACCUCAAAGUUAACACACACACACACACACACACUGUACAUGCAUGCAUUACUACUUGCAACCGUUGCAGCUGUCCAGGAGGAAACCCAGAACAACUGCCACUCGUCAUUCAACCAAUCGUCACCAGGAUGAGCAGGUCCCACAGACCGUAGGUUCGUUGUGGAGUAUUUGUAUGUUUCUGGAACCCACGUACAGUAUCGUUACACUCAGACUCGGGUAUCUACGCCCGCUCAUGUGUCGUCCCUGACGAUGGAAAGUUUGACCUCCGCAUAACAAUGUUCGUAUUAUGAGAUGCCUUCGCUAAAUGAUUUCCAUUCCUGUAACCACAACAUGCUCAUGAUGUCGUCCUCCUCCCCCGCUGCAUUAAUGGAAUGCGUUAAAUGUUCUACGCUUACACCAGAAUGUCCAAAAUAACGUACUGUGUGUGAGACUUUGACUAAUGCUACACCCAAAUAAGGUGGUACUACAUAAUUAUGGAGUAUUUAUUUGUAUAUGGACAUGUUGAGCGUUGUAUAUUUGUAUGCAUAUGUAUAUGUGUAUAAAAGGGGGGCAUCCAAAAUAAAAGAUGAUACUGAAAUUGUAUGAAGGAAA
This is a messenger RNA of Scophthalmus maximus (turbot), 2099 nucleotides long. Its product is annotated as transmembrane protein 25. NCBI's taxonomy places the organism in Eukaryota, Metazoa, Chordata, Actinopteri, Pleuronectiformes, Scophthalmidae. The record is from RefSeq and is a predicted model, not a curated record. Bases 306 to 1505 code for a protein of 399 amino acids. Gene Ontology annotation, biological process: negative regulation of excitatory postsynaptic potential. The transcript has 9 exons.